GAGAGCGUUGCCGAACACAGUGGCAGCCAGCAACGUGGGAUUAGCGUGACCUAAGCCCGCGUGGCACGCUAAUCGCUCAAUCAACCCUCGUCGCGAGAGAGAUUUCGAUGGAAGGCUAAGCGAUACCGUAAAGUAACAUCGGUAAAAAAUAUCGGAUUACGAGUGCUUUUGUAUGAUGCGUGCGGUAAGGUAAAGUGAAUCCUAUUAAUCAUCUCGCAAAGCGGAUACUUGUGAAAUUCGCGUAUGAUGGAAACGCAAGCGUCGGCCAAGCCGCUGGAAGAUAUUUACGGCAAUCGUGGAAAAUCAUCCGUUUCGUCGAGCACGGCGAAUCAUCUGAUAUUUGCUAUCAGAUAAUGCUGGGCCAUCAUCGAUAAUGGAGCGAUAAUCCGGCUAAUAUUCGCAUCGCGAAGCUGACCGUUGCAGUCAAGGACGGUCCAUCGAAUACCGAUCAGUUCACGGAAGACGGAACGAAUCCAGAUUUCUUCCUGACUAAAGUAAUGCCCGGAAGGGCUAUCAGUUGGGCGUACAAUUACAUUUAUGGGAAUCUUUAAUGCUGCGAUUUUGGAUCCGCGAAGAAGCAGUUGCAAAUUGAAGUAAAUAAAGAGUUAUCAUAUUUCAUCUCUCAAUCUUUAAUAAGCAAUUAGCAGUAAGUAAAGAAGAUCGAGUCAGAUACUGCCGGCAAGUACUUGUAUAAUACUUAUUUAAAUAUCAACACGCUUAUAUAUAUGAAUUGCGUACUAUAUUUGACACGUGAGAGAAAUUCGGAGAAAAAGCUUUUCUGCUCGCGAACACACAAAAUUGCUCUUGGGUUCGGUGAAAAGACAUAUAGAAGAAAGGUAUUUCCCGUAGUAGCCAUUGGUGCAAAAAGCAUCGACUGCUAAUGAACGGACGAAUUGGCAAGGCACAUCGACGAUCAGCUUUUAUGUGGCUUGUAGUUGUUGCUGUUACGAGGGAAGAAGAUCGUUAGCAGCGUCGUCCGGAAAUCCUACGGAAGAUUAAUGAACGGUGCAGCUACGUCGUGGCGAUAAUAGCCGCGAUAGAAUCUGCGGAAAAUUCUCUCUCCCUUUCCGGUCCGACGGUGGUGAUUCGAGAAGUCGACUUGAUGUUGUCGCGCUUCCUGCAGGAGCUGUCAUCAGCGGACAAUAAGAGCGCCGUCGCAGAGAAACGGAAGGCCGACGGUUUGUGAUCGUUUCGACAGCGGGCCGAUCGUUCCCGCGUCACAACCGAUCGCGACAGCGUACCGAUCGUCACAAUAGUUGCCGAUGAGGGUAAUGUGACGAAGGCGGUGAGGGCAGGUGAAGAGAUGACGGUGACGGUGACGCCGUCGACUUCCGACGUCGCCGACAAGGCGGUGUCGACGGACGAUGGCGGCAGCGGCGGCAUGGAAGUGGCGCGUCUCGAGGCCGUUCUCGCCGCCCUGGUGGAAACGAAAGUGGAAGCGAUGAAAGCAUCGUCGACGCUGAGCCGACGUUCCGGUAGCGCACCCGCCAGUCCGCGCCGACCUAGAUUGACGUCUACCUCGACGGCCUCCUCCUCGUUGAAUCAUCACCAUCAUCAUCAUCAUCAUCAUCAUCAUCAUCAUCAUCAGCAUCACUCGCAGCAGCAGCAGCAGCAGCAACUGCACAAUAAGAAAAAAGGCCAGCAUCACCGCCAUCGUCGUAAACGUCACGACUCCGCACCUUGCGGGAGCGAUUAUCUCAACAAUAUGAUGGAUCAUUCUCAGCAUAAAUUACCUAACGGAAAGGAACGGAGAAGAGCCUCCGAAAGUCCUAGAAGUCCUCGAAAGAAGCGCAGGCAUUCGAGGAGCCCAAAUGUUCUUCAGGGCGUUGUCCAAGACGUUCACACCGGUCUCGAUUCGCGCUUCGAGCUGCUCGGUAUUGACGGCGACCAAGAUGUGGCUCUAAUAAACUUCGAAAGGGCCAAGGAAAUCCUCGGCGGCUCCUGCGAAUAUCCACGGCUGCACCGAAGUGCCUGCUACUUUUCCCAAAGCGCAGCUCAAUUAAAAAUUCAUUACGACGACGACGACGACUAUGUGGCGUUGAACGUAGCCGACGAGCUGGAGGAGGUAGAGAUCCUGAGCGGUCCGGAGAAGGUGGACGAGCCUCAGGGAAGAUAUCACCGACCACGAAGAAAGCGCAAACGUAAACGACGCAAGAUGGAUUCCGUCGGUCCGGACGAGGAGCUCGUCGAUCCCGAAGAACUCCCUCCUCGUGCACGAUGGACGAUCGUCGCGACCGCUUGUCUUCUACUCGCCAUGUCCCUGCUCUUGGUCGGUGUCACGUUGAGGAUGGCUCCUAUAAUCGACGAGAUGGUACGGAAGCAGAACGAGGAACUGCUAAACUCCCUGAACAGGGACAUUUCCGUGCCUGAGAACGUUACGGCGCCGCCCUAAAGCCGAGUGUUGAAAACGGAAGUGCAUCGCUUGUCUGUCACUCUCGAUUCGCAUCAGCCACGUGUGACACGAUGAUGUCCUCACCUCGCGAGGUCGUAACUUCACGACAGCAUCGUCGAGGAUCAACAUCGGCGUCGUUUCGUUUUACGAAACAUCCGGGGGGCGAUUGAGGGGAAAAAUCUCAAGACAAAAUGGUGAGAAAGAUUGGCAGUUUUGGCGUAUUCAUCUCUUCGGCAAAUCUCAUCGGAUUCGAUAGCACGCUGAUUAGGUGUAUCGCAGUUUUGACACGACGCUUCAAGUACGCGUUUUUCUAUACGACGCCGCGGUAAGAUUGUUGCAAGGUACUCGCGAAAAACCCGAUCGCGAUAUUCGAUAUAUUAUAUUGUACUGUUGUAUUGUUACCGCAUAUAGAAAUGGUAUGUGUGUGCAUAUGCACACCAUGUAUCGUAUCAAUGCAGACUAUGUGCCCUCGAUUCCAGAAGGCUGCGCCAAUAAGAGCUCACUCCGAUCAGACGUACCGGACCGGCAUUUAAUCUGAAUUAUUGGUAAAGUUCGGCGUCAAAUUAAAUUACUUAGCAGUAACAUUUUUAUCUGGAUGAAUACAUUUCGCAAAACACAAUUGGAUUUGGAAAUUUUUAGCAAAACUGUAAUAAUCCGAUAUAUUAUCCGAUAAUUAUUGGCGCAUAUAAUCGGCAAUAUACUCGGUAAUAAUAUCGUAUGCAUUAAAUAAUAAAACAUAUAUUUCGCGGAGUGUCCGAUCUGCGUUGAAACGCGUCAUAAUUCUUUAAGCUCGCGAUACUUGGUGAGAGCUCGCGUAGUUCGCGAUAUUCAAUCCGACGAUAAAUCGCGCACCGAAUGCCAACAACGAAGGAACGAUUAGAAAAGUGACACGUAAGAAAAUGUGGUGUCGUAGACGUAGCAUCUGGUCAUUCGUUCGUCAGCGAAGGAAUCGACGUGUGACGAGAGAGACCUCCCUUCUAUAAUACGCUUCGAGUACGAGUGGGAUGUAUGUACGUGGCCCGAAUCAGGUACACGUGAGUAUCGAUCUGUCAUCAACACGCGAAUACGGGCUUCAUACGUCACGGAUUCGCGAGAAAUCGUGUCGCAGGACAAAAACGCGACAUAGAGUAUAGCUCCUUUUGUGCUUUUUUUUACACGUCUUCCAGGACGCGAGAAAAGACAUAAACUCGAUAAAGGGGGAGGGGAGGGUUCUCUCAGUCGUUGAUUCUUUAGCGUCGACGACACGUUUGCGACGUUCUCGCGGAUGUAGAAAGCUGUACAUAAAAGAAAGUUUGUUAUUAACAUUAUCGUUUGUAGUUAAACGUUGAGAGGAUAGUCGAGAUAAGGGCCAAAUUGUUGUUGUCAAUUUGUAAGAUAUACUGUCGUAGAAGACGUUCGUUGAGAUCGCGCGCGAUGCAGGAGAAGAAAGGAGAGACGGAGCGCACGAUCAGUUAUUGAAGUAUGUGUGUUCACGUGUGGUAUCGUGCGUAUGUGCAUUGUUGUAUGUAUAAAAGUACAGUUUACGCUUCGCACGAAACGGCCAAACAAUUUUUAUUCGUUUCACUUUGCUGCUCUCGGUGCAAUUUUCAAUUUUGCUUUGUGCACUAAUUGCUUACAGUUUUAUCGAAUGCUUUUCGUCGAGUAAUGGCGACUCAGCAAGAACUUUUUCCGAUACGUGUAGGUAUUUUGAAAUCUCUUUCCACGAGUAUAGAAAAUAUAUUUGUUCGACUUAUGAAUCUUGUAUUUUGCAUCUUGAUUAAGCAAUGUACAUAAUUACGAUAGUGCGAUACGCGUUACGUUCUACAAAUUUAUUUAAUUCUGCGUAAUUCUAUGUAAAAAAAAAAAUGUCGAUUAUUUUUAUUAAAAAUAUUAUCGCUACUCGCAGUUAAAGAGAGAUUUGAAUUUUUCAUGCAAAAUUUGAAUUCCGUUACCGAAUUCGUGAUCAAAAUUAUUUUAAUUUGAUAUAUCAAAUUAAAUCUAAUAUUAAAAUUGCUGAAACCGAUGACAUUUCAUGACACUGAAAAGGUCACAUUGGCAUAUAGAUAAAAGAAACUAUAACUCGUGGUGUAUAGACACCGUUUAUGCUUAACGGAUACAAUCUGGCUUACACUGAAAAAUAUAACCGACACGUCUCGCAACAAAAGCUCUCUGUGGUACGACGAUGUCGAACUUUAAUAUCGCUUAAGAUCAGAAGAAAUAAAAAUUUGGCAAAAAUCGUAUUUGUUGAGAAAAGCUUUUCUCGCGCGUCGCUCAAUAUAAUAAAAUUGUAUCGUUCAGACCAAUAUAUGAACAUUAUUCUUUCUUAUAACUGUCACAUUUAUUAGAUUUUCGAAAUGCACAAAGCGCAUCGGAACACAAAUGCUUUCUUCUCCGCAUCUUUUUCUCUUUAUAUAAAAUAUUAGAAUGAGUGUGUGAUAUUUUCAUAUAAUUAAUUUUAUAAUUAAAAUAUCUGUUUUUGAGGAAUUGAACUACAGACUCGAAUCUCUGCGAGUUUGCUUGCUACCGAAAGAUCUUUUUUAUCUGAGAUAACGUACGAUAACGUGUCUAUAAAUACUGUUGGAAUUUAUUCGCGCGAACACACGUUAUAGUGACUAGUCCCUAAUGCCGUUUCCGCGACGCAUAGAAUAAUAGAUGCUUACGAAGGAGGCAAAUUAGAAUUUUUAUGACUACCUGUUAUUAUCAGACUCAUACACGUAUACGUCGAAUUUAAGGCAUACGUCUCUGAAACACUAUGCGAUUGUGAAGGUAAAUCGACCAGUAAGGAUCGAAGAAUUUUUCUUCGUUUCUUUCCAAAGACCAAUCUCUUCUCGAUUCGUCAAUUUCUCUGUUCUCGGUGCCGGAAUUAACGCGUCUGCGUCGCUCCGUUUCGCUGUCUAUUCUAAAGGUAACCGUCCUGAGAAUUAUGUUUUACUAAAAACUAUUUCGCGUUUAAGAUAUCCCUUUGCUUUACCUACUUACCUACGAGAACGACAGGAUCGGCGAGAGAUAGGCUCGAUCGAUCGCACUCAUCGCACGCUCGAUGAUUUUGUUCACCGUCGAAGAGGGAAAACGAUUGGUUUUGAUAAGUACGUCUGCGUCGCACAAUCAAUCGGCAAACGUAAUCGCCGAUCUCUCGCGAUAUGCAUCGCAUAAGAAUAUAUAAGUUAGAAGCUUAACGAUAAUCAGUCUUUCGGGCGAACGUCGCGCGGGCCUUUUUUUCUAGUUAAGAUUAUCGGCAUUGGAGAUCGAUAGCUUACGGAGACGCAGUCCGAUAUCACUGAUAAGUUUGUUAACGUAGUUUUAAAGCAACUAUCAUGGCCGUAGAUCUCUCGAUAGAAUAUUUCGGCUAUAGGUUUCAGCUGCCAAUCGACCUGGCGACGAAAAAAAAAUAAAAAAAAAAAAUGCAAUAAUUCGUUGCGCGUAGACAACCGUUUUCUAUGAGGAUAUUCCCUUUUCUAUCUGUAAUUAGUAAUUUUUAGGAGCACUUGUAGAAAAAGCGUUGUAUAGCGUAUGAUUUUUUUUCCGCUAUGCCUUUCUCUCAAGACGACUUUUCGUCUUUAUUUUCGCUUAAAAAUUGCUUGGAGAGCGCUUGGCCUAACGCGAAAAAUUUAAAUUUAAAAAGCGAGCUAAUAAAUAGUUUAGAGCUCUCGUGGCUGCCUGAUAGUCUCGAAGAGAUCUCACAAGGGCGAAUCGAGUUCGACGAGUGUUUGAGCAUAUAGUGACAUUAAAAGCUUUUUAAGAGAGUAAACACAGAGCGAGCGAGCGAGCGAGCGAGCGAGCGAGAGAGAGAGAGAGAAAAUAAAAUAUAUACAUAUAUAUAUAUAUAUAUAUAUAUAUAUAUAUGCGCUCGUUACAUUUUUAUUUCUUACGACAUUAUAAUCGAGGAAAAUAUAAUCGCGCGGACUUGGCAUUGCAUAACAAAAAGCUCUUUUUUUUUUCAUAGUCACAUUCAUAGUUAAAAUUUAAGCUCCAGAUAUGAGAUGCAUGUGCCAAACCUGUGCGUGUAUGUUACAAUACUUUAGAUUUCCUUCGACAAUUAUAGUGCCGAUGGUGUGAGUACGAUCGCUUGUGUGUGCGUUUUUACGAAAGAAGAACGAGCACUUUUUCCGUCGAGAGAACACAGCGUAAUUCGUUACGAGGACGACAAGCUCAACUCGGGAUUAAACAGAUCGUUCUCCGAUCGUCGCACGGAAUUGUUAAGCAAAAUGGUACUUAUUCGUCGUAUUACCUUCGAUUUCAUCUUUUUAUUUAUACCAAUAAUAAUGCAUUAGCGAUAUAAUAUGAUUGACAUAAAAGCGUUUUUUUUAUAAAAAAAAGGUACAGAAGAUAAAAUAUACAAAACUUUAACUUCAAAAGUUACCUUUAAAAUGCGAUUAAGGAGUUUAACAUAAUAUGAUUAUUAAAAUUGUAUCAAAAGAGAUAAAUCGAUUUAAAAAAUUAUUUGCUUUAAAGAAAUAUUUAGAACGUAAUUUAUGUUUAAUAAUAAUAUUUAAAUAUAACAAAAAUGAUAUUUGUAUGAUUAUUUUUUUUUUUUUGGAGGAAGAUAAAAAAGUUUAUAUCUAGUUACUUCUUAAAUUAUUCCAUUAUGUCAAAUUAUUAAUUAUUUCUUAAUUAUAUCAAAUUAUUAAUUACAUUGGGAUCUAGCAAAAUUUAAAAAUUUAUUUAUCUUCUCCUUUUUUUCUACGAUAUAAAGCCUUUGUUAAAUAUUUAAGACACUCCAUAUUAAAUGAGAAACGCACAUAAUUCUACGCAUUGUGCGUAAAAUAUAUAUGCAGAUUAAUCCGUUUUUUUUUUUUUUGCUUUUUUCGUACAAUUGGACAACGUGCAUAACAUUGAAUAAUAAACGGAAUAAAAAACUGCAUGUAAGUUUUUAUCUUGUCGCUCGCGUAUACGAGAGGACGCGUGUUUUUUUUCGAUGGAAAAGAUUCAUGCGAGUGCCCGCAUUCCGGACACGUUGACGAGAUUUUACGCCAGGGAUUGUAGUAGUAAUAUAAUAAUCUCGACCACGCAAGAUGUGUAUCAUAACGAGGGGCGUUGUGAGAUGUUAAAAUGGAAUGAGACAUUAUAAAAAUUUAUGUUUCUAUAUUGUAAUAAAGCGUUUAUGUAUAACGGGGUUAUUAUAAUGCAAAAAUAUACAUACUAGUUGUCCGGUU
This is a messenger RNA of Cataglyphis hispanica, 7524 nucleotides long. RefSeq names its product lateral signaling target protein 2 homolog. Bases 1304 to 2392 code for a protein of 362 amino acids. NCBI's taxonomy places the organism in Eukaryota, Metazoa, Arthropoda, Insecta, Hymenoptera, Formicidae. The record is from RefSeq and is a predicted model, not a curated record. The transcript has 5 exons.